This is a messenger RNA of Geodia barretti, 441 nucleotides long. The record is from the annotation of a GenBank genome assembly. Lineage: Eukaryota; Metazoa; Porifera; Demospongiae; Tetractinellida; Geodiidae.
AUGGCCUACACCCAUGUGGCGCACGACUGCCGCAUCGGCAACCAUGUGGUUCUCUCCAACGCCGUCAACAUGGCCGGCCACGUUACGAUCGAGGACUGGGCAAUCAUCGGUGGCAUCGUUCCCAUUCACCAGUUCGUCUGUAUCGGUGCACACGCAUUCGUGGGGGGAGGAUCGCGCGUUUCGCAGGAUGUGCCACCGUACUGCCGCGCGGCGGGAGUUCCUCCGCGACUCUACGGGCUGAACUCCGUCGGCCUGGAGCGGCGCGGGUUUCCGGCCGAGUCCCGCAAAUACCUCAAGCGGGCGUACCGGAUCCUCUUCCAGUCCGGACUCAACGUGUCUCAGGGCAUCGACCGGGUCGAAUCGGAGGUCCGGCAGGUUCCGGAGGUUCGCCACUUCCUCGACUUCAUCCGCAACAGCGAACGCGGCAUCAUCCUCGGAUGA